UGGUUGACUUGUCAAAAUGACAGACUACACUUUAACUAACCUAAUCCCAGAAAUAGAAAAAAUGAUUUUGUAAACUCAUUUUAAUUUUUCUACAAUUAAUAAAAAUACAUAUGCGUUACAGUCAAAAAUGUUAUCAAUUACUCGGUUGCCGGCUUUAUCUGUACCAAAAAUACAGCAAAAGUUGAUCUUCUUGCUUAAAAAUGGUGUUGUUGAAAAGCAUAUAAAUAAACAGUGCCAGAAUGAUAUCGUUAAACUGUGCAGAUCUUUUUCUGUGCUGCACAGUUUAACUAAUAAAUCGAAGAACCCGCAACUUCGUCAGUUCAAUGCAGAAUAUAAAGCAGCAUGCAAUUUGCUAAAACGGUCCAGCUUGCCAUCUAUAAAUUCCUUUACACACACCAGGGGGUUCCAUACCACAAUUGCAAAUAAUAGUCCACAAAGUGACAGGGAUCCUAACAAGGAUGACAAAGACAAAAAGAAGAAAAAUGAAGAAAUGUCAUCGCUUAUGAUGAAAGCAGCUUUUUGGAUGUUUACCACAUUCAUUCUUAUUAUGAUGAGCUCACUUAUUGUGCCGGGGGACAGCAAUCAAAAUGAGUUGAUACGAUAUGUGUCAUGGAACGAGUUUGUUUACUCAAUGCUGACAAAAGGUGAAGUAGAGGAGCUUAUUGUGCGACCUGACUUGGAAGUGGUCACCAUUAUACUUUACGAAGGCGCCAUCAUUAAGGGCAAAAGGUCAAACCAUCGAGUGUUUCACAUGAACGUUGGCGACAUUCAUCGAUUUGAAGAGAAACUCAGAGAAAUCGAAAAGAAUCUGGGCGUCAAAGAAGGUGUUCGUGUGAUAUACGAUAGGAACGGCAGCGUUGCUGGCAAAGUGAUUACGACACUGCUCAUCGCCGCUGUCAUUCUGUCGUUCCUGUACUCCACCAAGUCCAUGAGGAUGAACAUCAAUCUUGGAGGGUUUAACCAAUUGGGCAGAGCAAAGUUUACUCUCGUAGAUUCGAUGAGCGGACAGGGGAAAGGCGUGAAGUUCGAAGACGUGGCUGGCUUGAAAGAGGCCAAGGUCGAAGUAAUGGAGUUUGUCGACUACCUCAAAAGACCCGAACAUUAUAAAAGCCUGGGAGCUAAGGUUCCGAAAGGCGCUCUUUUGUUGGGUCCCCCGGGUUGCGGCAAGACGUUGCUGGCGAAGGCUGUGGCGAGCGAGGCGAAUGUUCCCUUCCUCUCUAUGAACGGUUCCGAGUUCAUCGAAAUGAUAGGAGGUCUUGGAGCUGCCAGAGUCAGGGACUUAUUCAAAGAGGCCUGUUCCCGUGCCCCCUGCAUCAUCUACAUCGACGAGAUGGACGCAGUGGGUCGCGCGCGCUCGUCAGGCCCGCAGUCGUGGGGCCCCGGCGGCGGCGAGGGCGAGCAGACCCUCAACCAGCUGCUCGUCGAGAUGGACGGUAUGAAGAGCCGCGAGGGCGUCGUCGUCUUGGCCUCUACUAACCGAGCUGAUGUACUGGAUAAGGCGCUACUCCGUCCCGGGCGUUUCGAUCGUCACAUCCUGAUCGAUUUGCCGACGCUGCAAGAACGCGAGGAGAUAUUCAACCGGCACCUGAAAAAUAUUGUGUUAGAAGAUUUGCCUGACUUUUACGUCAAAAGGCUCGCGUAUUUGACUCCCGGGUUCAGCGGCGCCGACAUAGCGAACGUGUGCAACGAGGCGGCCCUGCACGCCGCCAGACACAAGCAGACCAUCGUGCGAGCCACCGACCUCGAGUACGCCGUGGAACGAGUUGUUGGUGGUACAGAAAAACGUAGUCACGCGAUGUCACCAGUGGAGAAGCGCGUGGUGGCCUACCACGAGGCGGGCCACGCGCUCACCGGCUGGCUGCUCGAGCACACGGACGCGCUCCUCAAGGUCACCAUCGUGCCCCGCACCAACAUGGCGCUAGGCUUCGCGCAGUACACGCCCUCCGACCAGAAACUGUAUAACAAGGAGGAGUUAUUCGACCGCAUGUGCAUGGCGCUGGGCGGACGCGCGGCCGAGGCCAUCAUCUUCAACUCCAUCACGAGCGGCGCGCAGAACGACCUCGAGAAAGUCACCAAGAUUGCUUACGCUCAGAUCCGAGUGUACGGCAUGUCCCAGAGCGUCGGUCUGCUGUCCUUCCCAGACAUCAAAGAGCACGGCAAGAGUCCUUUCAGUAAGAUGCUGAAGAACCUCAUCGACUUGGAAGCUAGAAAACUCAUCGCGAACGCUUACUACAGGACCGAGAAGUUACUCAGAGAUAACGAGAAAAAACUUAAAAGGUUGGCCGAAGAACUGCUAAAGAGAGAAACUUUGAACUUUAAAGACGUAGAACUGAUCUUAGGACCCCCUCCGUACCCCCGCAAGAAGUUCAUCGAUCCCGUGGAGUUUGAGAACAGCCUGAAGAACUUGGAGAAGGCGGCCGUGCCCGACACCACGCCCGUGGGCGCGCCCUCCGCCAAGCCGGAGCCCAAACCAUUCUAACUGUAUAUAGUGUAGAUUGUUAUAAGUUACAGAAAUAAAUUAAAUCAUGUUAGUUAGA
Molecule: messenger RNA, 2537 nt
Organism: Trichoplusia ni (cabbage looper)
Lineage: Eukaryota; Metazoa; Arthropoda; Insecta; Lepidoptera; Noctuidae
Gene: Spg7
Product: paraplegin
Exons: 15
Coding region: 128-2479 (783 amino acids)
Biological process (GO): protein-containing complex assembly; mitochondrial protein processing
Cellular component (GO): membrane; m-AAA complex
Molecular function (GO): ATP binding; ATP hydrolysis activity; metalloendopeptidase activity
Source: RefSeq, a predicted model, not a curated record